Rattus norvegicus (Norway rat) is the source of this 309-nucleotide messenger RNA. The record is from RefSeq and is a predicted model, not a curated record. Lineage: Eukaryota; Metazoa; Chordata; Mammalia; Rodentia; Muridae.
AUGGGCAAAUUCAUGAAAUCUGGGAAAGUGGUGCUGGUCCUGGCUGAACACUACUCCAGACACAAAGCCUUCAUCGUGAAGAACAUUGAUGCUGGUACCUCAGACUGUCAUUACAGCCAUGCUCUGGUGGCUGGUAUCCCGAAAAGUGACAGCUGCCAAGAGCAAGAAGAAAAUCACCAAGCAAUCCAAAAUCAAAGUACUCUAUGGAUAUCUCUUGGACAAACUGUCAUCCACAAGGAUGUGUUCAGAGACCCAGCACUGAAACACAAGAUCAGGCAGGAGGCCAAGGUCAAGUUUGAGGAGCGAUAG